Magallana angulata is the source of this 1046-nucleotide messenger RNA. RefSeq names its product 5-hydroxytryptamine receptor 1A-beta-like. Gene Ontology annotation, cellular component: membrane. The coding region runs from base 93 to 1046 and encodes 317 amino acids. The record is from RefSeq and is a predicted model, not a curated record. The transcript has 2 exons. Lineage: Eukaryota; Metazoa; Mollusca; Bivalvia; Ostreida; Ostreidae.
UCAGCUGCCAGUGUUUAUAUGCAUCACAGACAUAGAGUGUUACGAUUUGUGAAGUAGAAAUUUGUUCUGAUACACAUUAUACCAGCUUUACCAUGCUUCAAUAUAAUGAUUUCAACAGUACCUACAACAUGACAAAUUCUUCCUCAACCGAUUUGAGAUUUGUAGAUCUUUCAGAAAACAUACCAGUUUAUUUCCAUAGCGAAAAUGAUCUUCAAAUUCAGAUGGUCCUCGUUAUAUCUAUUUUUGGAAUUGUCGGAAAUGUGCUCACGCUCUCUAAAAUCGUGUUCGACAAGGCAUAUCAUCGCACGGUGUUUUAUGUCAUCGGCUCUAUAAUAUUCACGGAUCUCGUGAACUUGUGUCUGUAUUUCAUUCAUGCAAGAAUAGAUGACACCCACUUUACGCUUGGAGAUCUACCCUGCAAGGUAUUUCUGAUCGUCUUUUAUGGCGCCACCCAUUCGAGCGCAGUCCACGUGGUAUUGCUGUUCGGACUCCGAAGUUACAUGGUUUCAGAGCCAAUCAAGGUUAACAAGAUCACCAUGCGACACUUAAUUGGGGCAUCAUCAGUUUUGUGGAUUCUGAGUGCGUGUUUUGCUGUCUUGUACUUCUUGCUUCGAUAUGAAUCUGGUAUACAGUCACCCAUCUACGUGAUCGUAACAUUUAGAGUCUACCUUAUUAUCAUCCCUACCCUCCUGAUUGUGACUUUCCACGUACGGAAGACCCGCAAACUGGAACAACGAUCUAUUAACAAACGUAACGUUGAAAACAAUAUCAUCAAAAUGUCUCUGGUGACCUCUGUUAUUCUCUUUUCCUACAUGUCCUCGGCCAUACUGUUUCUACUGUGUUAUAUUUUGUCAUUGCACAGUUUACGAAGUUUGGAGGGGAAACUUCUGGUGGCUGCGCAGUUUGCCUGGUUAAUAAACUCUAUUUUGAGUCCUUUCAUAUAUUUCAUAGCGGUACUGCGUGUUCAACGUCAUUUAAAGAGUGCCACUACAGCCAUAAAAAACAUUUGCUGUUCGACAUGUACAACGAACAAACAAAAUGUUUAG